AUGGCUGCUGUCGAAUCAAAGUUUGAUCCCAAGGACAUGGUGUUCCGUCACCUCGGCCCCACUGGUCUCAAGGUCUCUGUCUUCUCUCUUGGUGGUUGGUUGACCUACGGUGGUACCCAGAAGGGUGACGUCGUCAAGGAGUGUAUCCAGAAGGCCUUUGACCAUGGUUGCAACUUCUUCGACACUGCUGAGGUCUACGCCAAUGGCCAGUCUGAGAUCGAGAUGGGACGUGCCCUCAACGAGCUCGCCUACCCCAGAGACGAAUAUGUCAUCUCGACCAAGAUCUUCUUCGGUACUGGCCGCAAGGAGCCCAACACCCGUGGUCUUUCCAAGAAGCACGUCAUUGAGGGCUUGAAGAGCUCCCUCAAGAGACUGAACCACGACUACGUCGAUAUCGUCCUGGCCCACCGUCCCGACCACGCAACUCCCAUGAAGGAGAUUGUUGAGGGUUUCACCCAGGCCAUCCGCAACCUCAACCUGGCCUACUACUGGGGUACAUCCGAGUGGUCUGCCACUCAGAUUAUGGAAGCUACUCAGAUUGCUGAGAAGUACAACCUGAUUGCUCCCAUUGCUGAGCAGCCCCAGUACAAUGCAUUCCACAGAGAGCGUUUCGAGGUCGAGUACGCUCCUCUCUACAACCAGUACAAGUACGGUACUACCAUCUGGUCGCCUCUCGCUUCCGGUCUUUUGACCGGCAAGUACAACGACGGUAUCCCCGAGGACUCCCGCUUUGCCACUAACAAGGCAUUCUUCGAGAACACUGUCAAGCAGCUCAAGAGUCCUGAGGGCCAAGCCAAGAUCGAGAAGGUCAAGAAGCUCACCGCCAUCGCUGAGAAGCUCGGUGGUACCGUCACCCAGCUCAGUUUGGCAUGGGCAGCAAAGAACCCCAACGUCUCGACUGUCAUCCUUGGUGCUACCAAGGUCGAGCAAUUGGAGGACAACUUCGGCGCCUUGAAGUUGCUUGAGAAGUUGACUCCCGAGCUUAUGGAGGAGAUUGAGAAGAUUCUCGACAACAAGCCUUCGCCUCCCGCCACUUUCGGCCGCGACAGAUAG
Molecule: messenger RNA, 1053 nt
Organism: Aureobasidium namibiae CBS 147.97
Lineage: Eukaryota; Fungi; Ascomycota; Dothideomycetes; Dothideales; Saccotheciaceae
Product: Aldo/keto reductase
Exons: 6
Coding region: 1-1053 (350 amino acids)
Source: RefSeq, a predicted model, not a curated record